This is a messenger RNA of Xyrauchen texanus (razorback sucker), 3554 nucleotides long. RefSeq lists its product as uncharacterized. Bases 149 to 2956 code for a protein of 935 amino acids. The transcript has 16 exons. Lineage: Eukaryota; Metazoa; Chordata; Actinopteri; Cypriniformes; Catostomidae. Gene Ontology annotation, molecular function: calcium ion binding. The record is from RefSeq and is a predicted model, not a curated record.
CUGAGAAAAGUCAGAAACAGAGAGAGAGUACAGACAGAGAGAAACGGGAAAGGGGACACUUUUUUUAGGGACAAGAGCAUGUUCUGUCCCAAUAAACACAAUAUAUUGGAGCUUGAGGUAAAAUAAGUUUGGUUAAAGAAAUAGCACUAUGUUGAUGACUGAAGAAGGAGGUAGACAACACUUUUACUCCUGGAAACCCCAAUCCGUCCGAGCACGGCUUGGUGGCCCUCAUCACCCAGGGCGAUAUGUCAGCGCCAAGCCCUGGCAAUUCGUUUCCAGACCUCAGCACUGGAGAAAUAUGGCACCGCCAUAUUACUUUUGCUUUGUGCGUCCAGCAGUACUGUGGAACAGAGGACAGCAUCAUAUGGUUGUCUUGCGAGAGAACGGCCCUCCACCCUUGUGUUCCCGUUUUCAUGCUCAUAUGGAGGCCUGUCCUGUACGUUAUAGACCUCCACAUUUCUUAAGCGUGCACCCCAGAGCAGGUCCAAAUCAUCUGGGGCAAAGGCAAAGACAGCAGACCCAGAGUGCUCCACAACCACAAACUUGCCCAGAAAACGGGAGGCACCAAUACAUGAGUAAUUCCAGCAGAAGCCAGUUUACUGUGGAUACACCCCAUGUUCCUGCAUCCCCUAACCCAAGUAGAGCCUCUCCAGAACCCCAAACAAGUGCAUCCCCAACUGUCCAGUCUGUUGAUCACCAUCAGAGAUACCAGUCGCCUAAAACACCUAUCCAUGAAGAGGAUGCAUGCUCUGCUCAACCAGAUUUAAAUCAGGGGCCACAUGUAAUGGCUGAAGAAGAGCUGUUGACGCCAAGCACACUUGCCACCCCAACAACCCCAAGUAUUCCAGGCUCCCCAAACAGUCCAGGCACCCCAACUACCCCAACCACCCCAAACUCUUUUGUGACCCCAAAUUCUUUGUCAGAUUUCAGCCGCCCUGCAUCCAGCCAGUUCAGCCGUAGCACUGACAUGAACAGCGGCUUCUCUGAUGCCCUUUCAGUAAACUUCAGUGAUGAUGAUGUUGCCGACAGUUGUACGCACGACAAAGAUAGCCAUGCUAAUGACCUCAACCAGAAGAUCCAUGAUUUUGAGGGCUGCUCUACUUCUCUCGCCGAGCUUCACUUCAGCUCUCCAGGAAGUUGCGGCCAGGCCAGCUCACAGAUGGACUCCCCUCAAGCUUGUCUUUUCAAAUCUCUCACCUCCUGCAAACAAGGAACACCUUCCACCUGUCUGCCAGACACCCCAAUUUACACCCCAAAAACCCAGUCACAGAGCCCUCAAUCAAGGCAAGCCCCAGACACCCAGAGGUUCACAGAUGAUACCCUUCAUGGACACCCCAGGUCCAGCCGGUCUAGUCUUAGUGUUAAGUCUAGACAGACUGAUUCCUCAGCGAAGAGUCGAUCAGAAUGGAACCUUUGGCCAGUGCUGCCUCCCAUCAUGCCUCAGCAAAGUGAAUUGCAAGGUGAGAGUGUUAUGGAAGGAACGCCUUUCUCCCAGUCCAGCGGGUCUCAGUCAGAUAUUUUUGCAGAGUUGGAUGCUCUGGCCCCUCGCUCGGGCUCCUGUGUGUCCCCAGACCACCCAGCAGGAAGUGAGACAGACCGAUCCUCACCUACCACAGAUCUGAGCCCUGGACUUGCAGCACUUACAGUUGGGUGUGAUUCAGGUGAUCUGGGAUCUUUGUCCCGUGUGCAACUCUUGCUGCUGGCGAGAAGAGGGGCCGACAGCCCUGGUUCCGUCCCAAGAAGCCCUGAAUGGUGCUGCACUCCAGACAGAGAGGAGUAUGAACCUGGCCUCAGAGUCUGGAGCUCGGGCAUUCCCCAAUAUUAUCAGUCUACAGUCUUGGAGGACAACAGACCAUUAAAUGGUAGGGACAGCAAAUUGUGUGAGGGCCAAGAUUCUUUGGCAGCUUUGAAUGGACCCAGAAAGCACCCUGGGCUCAUCAGUGUAGAGAAAGGAUCAAGGAGAUCAUCAUCAUCCUGUUCUAGUAACUCAAGGAUCUCUGAGAGCAGCUCCAGCAAUGGAGAGAAGCCCACCUGUGAGAACCAAGGUUGGGAACUGACAGAUGAAAAUGACCCGAUCUACUGGAUCCCUCACUCUUCCAGUGAUUUGCUGACAGAAGGCCCAGCAAAGGAGGUACCCCUACUGGAGCAGGCAUGCCCAGAGAAGAGGGACCAUACUGGGGAAGAAGAGUGCAGAAACGGGUCCAUCAAACUCAGAGAGAAGAGGAAGAGGAAGAAGGAGAACAAGAAGACUGAGGAAAGGAAGUGUAAAGCACUGCAGAUUUACUCCAAACUGCAGGAUGGAAAAGACCCAACUCAGGCCACUCAUCAGAGCCCGUGCUCCAAGUUUGAGGACUUUGAUUUCUUGGCAAAGUACUGCAUCCUCAGACAGGAGAAGCUGACAGUGUACAAAAAGGCUUUUGAGGCUGCUGACAGUGAUGGAGAUGGUUUUCUGACUUGUUUCCAAGUGCUGCUAGCCCUCAAAGAAAUCAUUCCUUCAGAACUUCUGACUGAGGAGGAAGAAAUAUAUGUGUACAAGAUUCUGGAGCUGGUUGAUUUCAAAGUUACUGAAGGCCUGACAGACCUGCGUCUGUUUGCAGUAGUAGCCAGUCUGGCCGAAAAAAUAGCCACACUAGAUGAGUUCAUGCGGUCCCUCAUCAGCAAGAUGGAUUUCAGAUCGCUGGAAAUGAAGCUUUGCAAAGCCAAGAACUUGUUCUUGUUCUUGCUGGAGGCCCAGGCAGGAGGCACUGUGGCACAUCAGGGCUGUAUAGAGGCAGAGCAGCUCCUAGUGGAGCUCAAAGCAGGGGGCAUCAGGCCGGAGCACGAGGAGUCGGUGAGACGGGAGCUCCGCAACCUUCGCUCUCUUGACCUUCUUGACUUCCUCGCUCACCUGCCUCUCUUCAUUCUCAUCCACAACUCGGUUAUCGCCAACCCCUUUGACGACUCAAGCAACCUGUGACGGCAUCAUCAAGAAUUAUUUCCACAGAUGAUCAGGUGAUAUCAACUCCUGUGCAACAACAUCAAGGGCUAAACGGAGUUGCAUUACCAAGCUUAAUAAAAAUCUCAUAUUAAAUCACUGUCUUAAAAUGAUACUUUUUUUAAGUGUUCUUUCAGCAUACUUGUCCAAAACCACACAAAUAUUGCAGGACGCCUAAGCACUCAAUACAGUACAGGGGUCCACCGCAAGCAUCUCGACAAUAAAAUAUGGGACAACAGGUGUCCUGUUUGGGCCAUCUUCAUUUUGGCCAAAAUAAUGUCAUUCAAACUGACAAAACAUGAGAGCAGAUUUCUAUGAGCUCACCCUACUUUAUAAAAAAUAGUGGUGAGAUUUCAUUUACAGCACACAGUUGCAGCAGUGGCGUGAGCAGUCACAGCCAAACAUCAGUAGAGUGGAGAAGAGUGCUGUCUGUGGUACUGAAAUACUGUUUGUUCUGCACUCUCCAGGACUUCACUUAUGCUACUCAUUUUUUCAAGCAGGCUAGAGCAGCGGUUCCCCAUUGGUGGGUCGCAACUUCGCAAGAGUGGUUCUGGAAAGCAGUGGAAAACAAUGCUAAAUA